UGGACUCGGGAUCAAAUUCCACAUCAACAUUUCUCUGGUUGCUCUCUGUAGUCGGUCCUACUGCCCUGCACGCUGUGAGCGGCAGAGAAGGAGAGCUGCUAACAGACUAUGUCUCCACCAUGCCAACACCUGGUUGCGCACUCAGUCCCACACCACACCCUGAUCCGGCUGGCACGGGAGUGGCUGUCAGAGGACACGCCGAACUUUGACCCAGCAGGAGUGUGUGUGGGCUCACAGGAAGUUGAAGCGAGGCUGCUGUGUAAAACUCCACACAGCAUCCUAGCAGGGUGUCCCUUCUUCACAGCGGUGUUCACUGAGGUGGGCUGCACAGUGGACUGGAUUUAUGAGGAAGGAGCUGAGAUCGGUCUCGAUGCUGUCACCCUGACUGCUGUGGUGAGGGGCCCAGCAAAGUCCCUGCUCCUUGGGGAGCGGCCGGCUCUCAACUGCCUGGCUCGGGCCUCGGGUAUUGCCACCCGCUGUUCUCAGCUCCGGGCCAUCGCAAAGGCGCAAGGCUGGCACGGGGAGGUGGCUGGAACACGUAAGACCACCCCAGGCUUUCGUCUGGUGGAGAAGUAUGCCAUGGUGGUGGGCGGCGUGUCCACGCACAGACAGGAUUUGAGCGGGAUGGUGAUGUUAAAGGACAAUCAUGUGUGGGCAUCAGGAAGUAUCACAGAGGCUGUGAAAGUUUCCCGCUCAGUGUGUGGCUUCAGCAGUAAGAUUGAGGUGGAGUGUCGUUCAGCAGAGGAGGGCAGGGAGGCAGCCAGAGCCGGAGCAGACAUCGUCAUGCUGGACAACUUUCAGCCUCAGGAGCUCCACGUCACAGCCCGUGCACUGAAGGAGGAGUUCCCAGCUCUCCUGAUAGAAGCCAGCGGAGGAGUCACCCCAGAAAACAUAGCUUUGUAUUUCUCCCCACACGUGGACAUCAUUUCUCUGGGCUGCAUAACGCAGGGCUGCCCAGUCGUAGACUUUUCCCUCAAGGUGAAAAGGCCGCAAAUAGGAUUUAUAAUCAAACAUGUCAGACUGUGAAGAAUAUGAUGAUUUCUGAAAAAAAAAGGGAAUUAAAUCUGUUGUGACAACAUCCUGUUUGUUUAUUUCUCCUUGAUAAUUAUCAGAUGAGUAAAAAAUUAGACUGUGCUCUGCAGGGUGUUGCAGGCUAAAGAAAAAGCUUUUCAGAUAUCAAUCUCAAACAUAUUUCCUGUGAGUGUAACUUGAUGAAAUUUUUGAAGCUAUUCAAACAUGACACACAGAAAAUGUUCCUGCAGCCUCACUGUCUAAGUACCAAGCUGUGACUAAUUAGGAUAGGUUAUCACCAUCACUUUCUUAAAAUAAAGAACCUACUUGAUUUGCACCAGUGGUGUUAAACUGUUGCCAUUUUAAAGCCAUAUUAAAUGGUUUUCCUAAUGCUGGGAUGCAGAAGAAACUGCACGUUGAAAUCAUAGACUGCAUGAUAAAGAUGAAGAAAACUUUAGGGUCUGGGAAGUAUAUCCAUGGGACCAAGAACCAGUCAAAGAUGGCUCAUGGAAAAUCAAAAAAAAAAAAAAAAUCUAUCAGGAGGAAUUAAAAAUGCAAACCACUCAAAAAUUGGUUCAAAAUUCCCAGAGACUACAUCAAAGCACAUAAUUUAAACGUGAGGUAACGAAGGUAAAAAUGCUCUCUGGUUACACACUUAAUUAUGCUUUAUUCUACCAAAUGGCAGAAGGGAAAAAGUCUCCCUAAUGCCAGGCAGUGGACCAAACCACUGUGAAACAUGUUUUCCAUUUGUCAAAAAAUAAACAAGUUAUUUUGUAUCUCGUUAGCACAACAAUUUUCAUUACAGUAUGUUGUGAUGGCCAAACCUAUGGCCACACUCCAGCAAAGUCGGUAACUCCCUUAUGCACUAUUCAUACAAAUACCAUUAUUUUAGUUUGCAAUAAAUUGGUUGGUUUAAAUGCAUUUGUUCUGUUUGUAAGCGCGCACAUUUAAUUCACUCGUAUUUUUCUCAACCCAUGGUUCAUUUUUGUUUAUGCUCAUAAUUAGUUUGUUUUUCUUUACCGGUACUUACCUGCUCUCAUCCUGGGGAGUUGCCCGACUAGCGGUUGGCCAGGGCUGACCACACCUGCACACUGGAUAAAUUGGACUGCACCACCAGCUGUGGUAGAGGGGAGGGGCUUUGUUUCUUUAGUUAAAUAAAGCUUUCCGUUUAAGUGAAUCAUUUGUAUAUGGGAGCUUUAAGAUUUUGCUUUUAGUGGGUUUUUUUGGUGUUUAGUUUAUUAACAAACUUAGCUGUAUUGUGGUGUUUGGUGUGAUUGGUGUAUUCUGUUUAGUUACCCCCUAUUGUGUGUGUCAGUGGUCUGAUCAGCCAGCAUAUAUACCCUUGUGUGUCAUUUCUUAGGUGGGUCAUUUAGUUGUUUGUGCAGUGAGUUUGUUUGUGCACAUUUUUUUGCCUGAGUUCAGUUUUGUUUCUUUGACCUGUUUUAUGAGCUCAGCAUUUGUAAUUUUGAUUUUUUUGGGUUAAAAUAAAAAACCCUAUUUUUCUAAUA
This is a messenger RNA of Archocentrus centrarchus (flier cichlid), 2519 nucleotides long. Its product is annotated as nicotinate-nucleotide pyrophosphorylase [carboxylating]. The record is from RefSeq and is a predicted model, not a curated record. NCBI's taxonomy places the organism in Eukaryota, Metazoa, Chordata, Actinopteri, Cichliformes, Cichlidae. Bases 109 to 1026 code for a protein of 305 amino acids. Gene Ontology annotation, cellular component: cytoplasm. Gene Ontology annotation, molecular function: nicotinate-nucleotide diphosphorylase (carboxylating) activity. The transcript is spliced from 5 exons. Gene Ontology annotation, biological process: NAD+ biosynthetic process; quinolinate catabolic process.